GCCUGUUUCGGGCGUUUGUAGGGUGUUUGGUGCGGUCACGGUGCAGACGAGCAGUAUUUGACGGAGCAGGUUCCACCUUGAGUCAUUCCACCGCGGCCAUUGACUACCGCCGUGGAGCCCGUGUCCACGCCUUGGGAGUGUUCAGAUUUUGUCUAAUUCAGAGUUUCUUUAUGAGGAGAGAGGCAUUCAGUUUGCAGAUGAGGAGGUUCAAAAGUAUGAGGAGUGGGGAGAGUCGAUAGGAGCAAAGGCUUUGGCAGGGUAAAGGGGCUUGGUUUAGCUUUACGGGAUUAGGGCAGAUAGAUAUCUAGCAUUAUGUGUUAUUUUGUUCUUGCUGUUCUGUGCACCUGAACCUUUCUCUGUGGGUUCGCAAAUUAUCUUCAGCUCAGUCUUUCUGACUCUAAACCUUGUUUUUAGGUUUCCCUCCUCAGAGGAAACUGGGUGGAGCAGAUAUCCUCUGCUUGGUUUUCUUCUGUCCUUUUCACACUAAGACCUAGCACACAUAAUGCUUGUGUUAAAAACUCAGUCUCUAUUUAAAAACAUAUGCAUGGUGCAUUGCUGACUCUGGGCAUGUCUAUUGUUUGUAUCUGUAAUGUGUAUGUCCUUUUCAGUGUUGUCUGUUUUAGUGUGCAGGUGAUAGACUAGAGAACAAGACCUCUGUCUCCGUAGCAUCCUGGAGCAGUCUGAAUGCCAGAAUGGAUAACCGUUUUGCUACAGCAUUUGUAAUUGCCUGUGUGCUUAGCCUCAUUUCCACCAUAUACAUGGCAGCCUCGAUUGGCACAGACUUCUGGUAUGAAUAUCGAAGUCCAGUUCAAGAAAAUUCCAGUGAUUUGAACAAAAACAUGUGGAGCAACUUCAUUAGUGAUGAGGCAGAUGAAAAGACUUAUAAUGAUGCACUUUUUCGAUAUAAUGGCACAUUGGGAUUGUGGAGACGGUGUAUUACGAUACCCCAAAACAUAUAUCGGAAUAACCAAGAAAGGACAGAAUCAUUUGAUGUGGUCACAAAAUGCAUGAGUUUCACGCUAAAUGAGCAGUUUAUGGCGAAAUUUGUUGAUCCUGGAAACCACGACACUGGGAUUGAUCUGCUUCGGACCUAUCUUUGGCGUUGCCAGUUUCUUUUACCUUUUGUUAGCCUAGGUUUAAUGUGCUUUGGGGCUUUGAUUGGACUUUGUGCCUGUAUCUGUCGAAGCUUGUAUCCCACCAUCGCCACAGGCAUUCUCCAUCUCCUUGCAGGUCUUUGCACACUGGGCUCCGUGAGUUGUUACGUUGCUGGAAUUGAACUACUCCACCAGAAACUAAAGCUGCCUGAGAAUGUGUCUGGUGAAUUUGGAUGGUCCUUCUGCCUGGCUUGUGUCUCAGCUCCCUUACAGUUCAUGGCUUCCGCUCUCUUCAUCUGGGCAGCUCAUACCAACCGGAAAGAGUACACCUUGAUGAAGGCAUAUCGUGUGGCAUGAAUGGGAAGCUAGCUGCUAAUACAAUUGCCAUUUUUAUUAUUUUU
This is a messenger RNA of Molossus molossus (Pallas's mastiff bat), 1495 nucleotides long. RefSeq names its product claudin domain containing 1 (gene CLDND1). The record is from RefSeq and is a predicted model, not a curated record. The coding region runs from base 693 to 1451 and encodes 252 amino acids. Gene Ontology annotation, cellular component: membrane. Lineage: Eukaryota; Metazoa; Chordata; Mammalia; Chiroptera; Molossidae. The transcript has 5 exons.